AUGGCCCCCUCGCCGCGCAAACGCGCCGCUCCCACCGCCACAACAGUCUUCAACACCACCUGGAACGAGGCCGAUGCCGCAUAUCUCGACCCCAGCACGCUGCCCGUUGCCAAGAUCCCCCGCGCCUGGGAGCGCAAGCCUGAAGUGAAGCGGAUUGGCCAGGGAAAGGAGAAGAAGAUCUGGCGGCGAUUCAACCUGCGCUCGCGUACCGACACGGCCGAGGACGACGAUGACGACGAGCAGGAUGCGCGCUCGAGGCCCGUCAAGAAGCGCCAGCACAUGAGUCCCAAAGCCAUGGAGAAGACUGGAAAAAAGCGCGCCUUCAAGGCCACGCGCUGGGACCGCAGGAAGAGCGUGCUGCCAAGAAAGCGAACUGCUGCCUUUGGAGGGCCGGCCGAAAAUGGUGACGACGAGGGAGACAGUUGCGAUAUUACCGAAGGCGACAGCGCAAGCUUCAACGACAUGGACGAGACGAUGCAGGGGCAAGAGACAGAAGAGCACCAUGACAUGGAAGACGCCACUCUUGCCAAGCUAUUCCGCUCGCCUGUCAAGGUCGAAUAUCCCGAGCUUCCAGAGAUUGAACAAAGGUCUGAAGCAGUCGAAGAGGCGGCGGAUGUGGAGAUUCCAGAGCAGACCGAGGCUAUCACAGAGACUCUCGAGCAAACCGAGGCGGCCAAUGAAGCAGAGACUGCAGAGCAGACUGAGACGGCCGAGAUUCAAUAUCCCACAUUACCACUCGUCAAAUCUCCGGAAACGCAUUUGAGCAAUACCUACGAUGCAGACAAGGCGGAUGACGUAUCAGACUCCGCAGAAGCAUGCGACUCGGACGAAGAAUUUACCGAAGCCUCGCUACAGCUGGAUAUCCUACGCGACUAUCAAAAAUCCUCGCAAACCCCACCGACAAGGGAAAAUGAGAUAUCUAGAGUGGAACAAUCUCAGGAUAUAUCUGAAAACUCCACGGAAGCAAGCCCCGCUGAAAGUACUCCUGUCAAAACUGAGCGGGACGAUUCCAACGAGACAAUCCAAACAAACUCACCCCAGGACCAUGCCAUGACUGAUAUCACAGAUGGGCUAGUCCUCUCACUGACCCCCACGAAAUCUGCUUCUACCCCGCGGAAACUGGAUUCACCCCCACCUCGCCUUGCAUCCGGUGCCGAAGAUACAACCAUGACAGUCUCCUUUGACGAUGACACAGCCAUGCUCAAGGACUUUCUCAACCGCGCUGCCGCCAGCAAGGCUGAAAAAGCUGCCCUCACCACCCAUCGAAGGGAGUCUUUGCAGAACCGUCGUGAUUCCGAUGUCGUUCGAUAUGCUUUGGCCUCUCCUCGCAAGGCGCUUGAAGAAAAAGACCCCAAUUCGCCAUCCAAACACACCACCGAGUUGACGCUGGAUCUCUCACAGACACCAACACUGAGUGCCCCUAGCGAGACUCCAUCACCCACGCCGGACGUAGCCGUACCCGAAGGCGCAGAAGAAGCGAACAAGGGCACAAGGCGCUCAUCAAGAGCAAAAAAGUCACGACUACCCGCGCCAGCAUCAAGCGGACCAGCCCCAACCCCCAAGAUUGCCAUUCGCCGCAACGACGGAAACGAAGUCGUUGUGCUGAAAAAGGACGACGCAAAGGUUUUGGCCGACCUGACUCGCGCCAACACACGCAAGAACAAGCAGGGCGCUUUUUGCGUUACCGUUCGCCUGAUGAAGGCGCAAAUGGAGGCAAUUGGCCAGCCCCCUGUUGACGACGCAACCAAGGAGAUUGUUGUUGGGAAGAACGUGCGCUGGGACGAGCAGCUAGCAUACUACCAAGAGAACCCAGACACCAUCGCCAAUGCCUUGGCAGAAGCCGAAUCGCUAGCGACACCCGACGAACUUAGUUUCUCGGAUACCGGCUCGGAGCCCAAGAAGAAAAAGGAAAAAAUAAGCAAGACAUCCACCCCCAAAGUUCGGAGAGCAAGGGGCUUGGGUACCGCCAAUGGGACUCCAGCAAAGGGCCUGACAGCAUCCUCGUCGCUUCUUCCCGAGGCUGUCCAGCAGGAAAAAGAAAAAGGUAGGGAAAAGGCCGCAUGCCCUGCCAAACAAGCGGAAAUCCCAAAGCCAAAAGUCGCAAAGGCGAAGAAAAUGCCUGUGGCGUCUACCUCGAUUGACGCCAGCGUCUCGUCAAACACAGCAUCGCCUCGCCUUCCCUCUCUAGAUGUCGCUCCCGUCGGCAUCUCUUCCACAGCAGCACCACAGCGAAAAAGCCGUCUUGCUGCUCCGCGAAAAGUCGUCCUGCCACAAGUCUCUUCCUCAUCCACAAGCACAGUCGGAGACGGCAAGGAGAACUCGACGUCGCUACGAUCAUCAUCAGCCUUUGGCCUGGGCCUCAGCGAUGCAACGCCCAAAAAGGGGAUUCCCGCGCCCAAAGUCGUGGUUCCGCCGUCUUCUUCCACUUCAAUCCCGAGUGUAGCCGGCAUGGAGUCGUCAGGCUUGCCUAGACGGAGGGGCAAGAAAUACUAGUCC
Molecule: messenger RNA, 2496 nt
Organism: Exserohilum turcica Et28A
Lineage: Eukaryota; Fungi; Ascomycota; Dothideomycetes; Pleosporales; Pleosporaceae
Exons: 2
Coding region: 1-2493 (830 amino acids)
Source: RefSeq, a predicted model, not a curated record